CCGAGCCAUUCGCUAGCACGGUGUCUGAUUGAAAAGAUGGACUCAGAAGCUUUGGCAGAUUAGGGAAGGAUUCGUAGCUAGAAUUCGCUCAAAAAAUUGCCAUGCGAAUGGAUUUCACCUACCGCCAUUAUCCGGCCGAAUAUACAUCAAGGAAAAAGUACAUCAACUGAAAGUGUGUGUAUGUGUGUGUAUGUGUUGCGAGAUUGGUCUUGCGGGCGUUUCUCUUUCCCCGGUUUCUUGGACGAGAGUGCAUUUUGCGGCCAUAGUUUUGUCGCUGCCGAAGGUGCGUGUAAAAAACAAGAAAAAAUCAUCCGUCCCUCGCGCUGGUGGUUAAGUCCCCGUCCACGAGCUUAUUUCGCUUAACAUUGUGACAGUGGACUGAUGCAUCGGUGUCGGAAAAUAUGAACGAUCGGUAUGCAAGCAUGAGCACAAAAGGAUGCUGUUAAGUGAAGAUCGGAAAAGUGUAAUGAACCACGAAAGGAGUCGUCUGCAUAAAGCAGAAUCCACAGUGAAAAUUUGUUCUGUUCAGGAAAGUGAAUGCGGAAAUUGGCGCAAGGCACCGGGAUUAGUUUAGCUGCAGCACGCAAAACACACACACAGGAAAGGACACCCCGAGAUAGCUACUUCCUUUCCUAAAUUGAUCUUCAUUACGAAGUGUAUUAGCGCAUUCGAUGACGUUUGGUCGCUAGCGAAGCAUUGGAGCCUUCAUUUUCCCAUCGAUUUACAUGUGUGCAGGACAACCAGGUCACGUUCUAAUGGCACACCAUCUACCUGUCUAUGACGGUCGGAAGCUUCGGAAUUGAAGAGCAAGCACAUAGGGCGAAAUUUAACUAUAAGGAUAUCCCAAAAGUUCCUUUUGUUUUAAGAGAAACUGUAUUUAUAUAUCUAUUUAUUCGUCUGUUUCAUGCAUGUGCAUAUACUAUUUUAAUUGUCUUACUCUGGAUAGAAACGUUAAGCGUAAGAAAACCGUUCGCUCUAUCAGCAACAGGGCAUGCUACACAUUUUGGAAAAAUGUCCAUUAGCCUAUGUAUAACGAAUCCGUGCGCCACUACGCAGCAAACGUCCCAACCGACCACUAGUUCCAAGAUGGAUCGAACUCCGCCAUCCAGCGAAAACGGUGAAAAGAUGCAAAACGCUAACAAAGCAUACAGAAAAUCUGCUAUGCCACCGUUCCAGUCUGCCGCGGUUUCGAUGAUGUACUCGGGAUCGGGCAAGAGUAAAAAGUUUUACAAUAGUUCGGCUAAUCGAAAAAAACAACACAUAAUGGAGAGCUUAAAGAUGUGGAACGUUAAGAUAGCACCUAGUGGCCUGGACAAAUUUGAAGAUGAACUGCCGACCGAACCCGCCGCAACUAGUCAGAAAAAGGAGUUGACUCAUUCACUUGAGUCGACCGGAACCGGUCCUGCAAAUCUCGAACAAGAUAAUAAGGCGGGCUCAUCCAUUGGAGAGCUUAUCAAAUCGUCUUCGUCGAAAAAGAAGAUACAAGAAGCAAACAGCAGUAAGUGUAAACCGGAAGAGAUGAAAGUCCAUACCAUAACGAAAUUGGCCACAUCCAAGCUAGACCGUGACAUUACUAGCAAUCAUAAGGAUCAAACGGAAAAGAAGCACGCCCGAUCGUUUGAACACACUACAGAAGGAACUACCGUGGACGCGGAUGUCCAUAAUCAUGCAUCUUCUGCUCAUAUCAGCGACAUGUUGACAAGCUCGACCUCAGAACUAUCUUCUGGAUGUAGUAGCGAGGUAACUUCGAAAUCAAUCGCUUCCAUACCACUCCCGGCGUCUCAGCCAUCAUCAUUUGCGAUGAAAGGAAGUCACCAAAAGCACUCGCACAAAUCAUACGCUCGUUCAUCUGCCACGCUCAACGGUACUAGUUCAUCAGCUGCACCGACUAGCUUGUCUGUUGAAAUGCCGGCUGGUAGUAACCGUACCGGCAAAGACACAACCAGCACUGUUCCAUCAUCCGGCCAGUCACACGUAUCAGUGAUGUCUCUGAUGAUGCAGGGAAAUUCUAAGCAGAAUGAACCGCUCCGGUUGGACGCUUUUUCUGAUAACAUGUCCGCCGCAACGUCAUCAUCAUCAACUGCCCUUAAGAAAAGUAUCCAUCCCAAUCACCAUGUUGGUCAGCAUCAUACGUCAUACAUUCCUUCGCUCGGAGCUCAACAUUCAUCGAAACAACAGGCACUGAUCAAUCGACAGGACCCACACCAUUCGGUGCAACAGAGCACGAACGCAUCUUCGCACCAUUAUUCAUUCGAUUUUCUGCGUGAUGUUGGUUUAAAAAUGUCCGUAGGAAAUGUAGCGGGUGGAGGAAACAACAACUCCGCCGGCGAUUUACCCACGUAUCGAGGAUCGUCCCAAGCAAACUAUAAUUUUACUCAACAAUUCCAGCAGCACAUGAUGCAGCAUCAUCAAAACAGUCAGUUGCAGCAGCCACAUCACGGCACUAGGCAGUCCCCGCAUCAACAACAGCAACUAUUGCAGCUUCAUCAGAUUAUGCCGCAACAGCAACCCCAACAGUACAACAGAUCUCCAAAUGUGUACGGUGGCGAUGAAUUGGCACAACAUUGCGCGCUGAACGAACCACAAGGUUUUUCUAGUUAUGCUCUGCUUAAUACAACCGAGGGCCAUAACUCCAGCAAUAGUUGUAAAACUUAUGAGCUUUCAUCCUACCUUUACAACCAGAACGGUGGAGCUGUUCACUCGCAACAACACCAAGCAACACAUUACAAGCAGCCGAUGUUAGAGCAGUCGCAACAACACACUGUUCAGAUGCAUAAUUAUCAUCAGAAUAAUAACUACCAGUAUCACAAUCGUAACGGCCACGGGAGUGGUGGCAAUCAAUUGAGCUACGCGACGCAAGGUUCCGGCAGAGUGAUCGGUACAGUGGUUGGAAGAGAAAUUGGAGGGCGGAAUGGUAAAAAGUUCUGGAAUGGUAAAGGAAAAAACAGCUCAAACCAGACAAACGGUGGCAGUAAGCAACAGUUUAAUAAGGUGGAAAGCAUUGGUUAUGGGUAUCGGAAAAACUAUCAACAUUAUUACAACCAUCCGACUAGUGGUGGCAAUCACUACUACGAACAUAUCACAAUUCAACCGCAGCAGCAGCAGCAGCAGCAGCAACAACAUCAUCAUCAUCACCAUCAUCAGCAACAACAGUCCCAUCAUCAUCACAAACACUGGCAUCGGAAUUUGGUAUACUUGAGGGGAUACGAUAGGGGACACGGUUCUGUCUCCUCACAUGAAUAUGCCAAUGGUAACCAGCAUCAAGAAGUGGAACAAACAGGAAUAGCCCUCCAUUCCGCAUCAUCAAACUUUCCGGAAGGCGAAAAUAGUCCGGAAGAGGAGCUAGGCAAUUCGAAUCAAACCCAGGAGAAUGGCAACAAUGAACCGAAUGUCAAAACUCCGGAACCAAACGCUUCUGAUGCCCAUGAGCCGAAUAUCAGUGAUGUCUAUCGAGAGGUCCUCGAAAAGGACGUCGAAAAGGUAAAAACUUCCGAGUUGCACGAAGAGCGCGUGUAUGGCACGAGAAAAUUAUGCAACGUGCCACGUUCAUCAUCGUCCUCCUCUGUGGUGUCGAUUCCGUCGACGGAGUCAUCCGUAGUAUCGUGUAGCACAUCUCAGCUCGAAGCUACAGUCGCUAAUGUGCACGAUUACGAAUCGGACUCAUCCCAUUCUUCCGAUUAUCGGGAAGGAACAUUCCGCUAUGCAAAAUAUAGUGAUACGAAUGAUAAUAAAGCGUUUCGUUCUUCAUCGUCAACUUCAUCGGGAACUUCGUCUUCCUCGGCUUAUCCGCCUUUGGGUGAGUUUAUCCCAUCAGCACCGGCAUCUCUGCACGCCUCGACGGCAGGACUUGUAGGGGAAUUUAUCAUUCGUAGCCAAAGUUUUCAUGGUUCGCAUCAGAAUCUCGCCGCAUACAGUAACAGUGGUGGCAAUGUUGGCGAAGGAAAUCCUGCUGUCGGGUCACCGAAAGGAAACCCUAGAACGGUCACUGGCACACAGUCUGUGCCGGUGUUGGGAGAACUGUUUGCCCACAUGAACCAUUGUCAGGCAGCUCCCAUCCAAUUCGUUAACAGUCAAUCGACGGGUAAUUUCGGGAGUAGCACAUCCUUGGAAUUGGCGCUGCAAUAUGCAGCUACCAGCUCUUCAAGUUCGUCAUCUCUGUCUGCGUCAUCGGUGCCGCCCAACGAUUUCCAGUCGAUGCAGAGCGGACAUCCAAAGACACGCAGUCAAUCUGGACGUACUUCACCUACCAGUACAAAUGCACACUACCAAUCACACCGAUCGACGGUUGCUGUUUCUUCUGCGUCGUUGGCUAAUCACAACGCGAAAGGUCAACUGUCCAACAAAACAGGGAUUGGACGUAAGAACAUGCAAGCUGCCGUGAGCUAUGCACAUCGUUCCGCAUUACCUGGAGAUUUUCAGCCCACACCAGUUGAUCGUUUCAUUAUGCGUGCGAAUGAAGUCGAGAUGAAAACUCCACCCGAUGCGCUUACGAACGGCAGUAUGUGGGACAGCCUGUCCAGGGCCAUCUGGGAACGAUUUGCAGCAGCGCAACAAUCGCAAGAAAAGUACGUUCAAAAAAUGCAACUGUGGCGCGAUUUGUACGUUUGCAUCAAGAAAGGCUUUCCCAAGUACAGUCUCUAUCUGGUUGGUAGUACGAUCUCUGGUUUUGGUGCUGACAGUUCCGAUGUAGAUAUGUGUCUUGUUUCACGAAGUGGGCCUAGCUGUUAUGAUCAUCGGUUGGAAGCGCUGUUCAGUUUGUCGUUGGUGAAGGAAUAUUUCAUGAACAUUCCGUCGUCGAGUUUUAGCGAGUUUAGCCUGAUACAGGCGAAGGUUCCGAUUCUGCGUUUUCAAGAUAGCAAGAAUGGCAUUGAGGUGGAUCUUAAUUUCAACAAUUGCGUUGGAAUUAGAAAUACCCAUCUGCUGCACUGUUACGCACAGAUGGAUUGGCGUGUUAGACCACUGGUGUUGAUGGUGAAGUUAUGGGCCCAGCAUCACAACAUUAACGAUGCGAAAAACAUGACAAUAUCCAGCUACUCUCUUGUGUUGAUGGUUAUUCAUUUCCUGCAAUGUGGAACUAGCCCACCAAUUUUGCCUUGCCUGCACGCUAUGCAUCCCGAUAAGUUUAUGAAAAUCGUGGAUAUUCACAAUAUAGAAAUGAUCGAACGCAUCGAACCAUAUCAAACGGAUAACAAAGAAACUUUAGGCGAAUUGUUAUUAAAUUUUUUGGAAUAUUAUACAAAGUUUGAUUACGAACACCAUGCUAUAUCUGUGAGAACAAGUUCUAUCAUACCGGUGGAAGAAUGUCGCCUAGCAAGAAGUUACAAGAACGAUCCCCAUCAUUGGAAGCAUUUGUGCAUAGAAGAGCCGUUUGACUUCACUAAUACCGCCCGGUCGGUAUUUGACGGGGAUGUGUUCGAACAGAUAAAGUCUACCUUUGCGACAUCAUGGCAGAUGUUGAAAGACGACAAGAAUUUGAAUGUUCUCUUCGGUGAGCCAUUGUUUACACCGGUUACAUCGACACUGUCUAUAACUUCGUGAUCAUUAUACGUGUUCAUAGGAACGUUCCUUUGAAAUGCCCAAAGGUACGCGUUUGAUUAGGGUUUCAAAAAUUGAUGUUGCCCUCUUUUUACGAUGUUAGUUCCCUGUUAAACAAAGAAAUCUAAAUACCAAAAAAAAAAAAAUACAAAAGAAAGCAUGAAGCUGGUUUGAAAAGACUGACUGGUUUGAAAAUGGAGACGAAAGUUACAUGUCUGUCUUCAAUGUCUGCCAGAUAUUCCCGGGAGGAUGAAAAAUUACGCCGCAAACGGAGAGCAUUUACAAAGAUACAUGAGAAUCUUGUCCAGCAAAGAGAAAGCCAAGUUUAACACUGAUACUGAAGUAUUUCGAUCUAAUAAGCAAUUAACUCGCUGCCAUUUUUUGAAGAAAUGUACGGCUUAAGCAAUACUGUAAUUACCGUGUUCGUUAACUAUUACCGUUAGUAUCAGCAGGCACGAAGUGGGUUGGGCUGAUUCGGAAAUAUUCCUCGCCGCACGUGGAGUUGAUGCACAAUUAUCUAAUAAUGAGUGGUGCUUGAUAAGCAAACAUAAUAAUUGUACUAGAAGAUCGGAGAAAAAAGCGGAAGUUAUAUGCAAAGGAAGACACGAAUCCAAGGUGUGUGAAGUCUGGUAAUUCCUGAUAAAGUAUCAUUGAAUGAUCUCGCUUAGGUAAACCUUAAACCAACCAUUACGGUGCCAUUAAAAGAGAUAAGAAUGAGAAACCAAUGUUUGAAAAAGUAAAGGUACUGACAAAAGAAAACUCAUACAAACAAUGUGGGUAAGGUUGUUACUAGCGAUACCCUGCAAAACGGACCCAUAGGGUACGAUAAAUACGCAAACACUACUACGAACUGAAGUUUGUGCGGACCAAAAAAUCGAACUACACUUGGAUGAAAAGUUAGAAACAAAACGAUAGAGCGAUAAAGCGAAUCGUGAUGGAAUCGCGUGUUGAUGAAAAAUUCGAUUGGUUUGUGGUAUCGGAAACGAAAAUUUGUCGUUAUGAUAAAGCUUUUUCUAUCAGUAAGAGUAGCUAUUUCUCCAGAGAGUGAGACUUUGUUGAAGAUUAAAAGCGGAGUGUUUAGUGUGCAUCAUUGCAGCAUGAGAUGAGCAUAGAAAAUACAAUAAUUAAUCGUAUAAUCAAGAAGGAAAACGCAAGAAACACAACAAUCGAAACGCGCAUCAUCAACGCAUCUAACAACAACACUUUCAUAAAAGUAUCUGUUUUUAUGGUAGUUAUGUGUAAAACUAAUAUAAAAGACAUGGCUGUGAAAUCAGAUAUAUAAGCUAGGGAAUCCGUACAUCGUAGCGCCGACAACUGUGUGAAUCGGUGUAUGUAGUGAUCCUGCAUGUAAGUGUUAAUGCGUAAAGGGCAGGAGAACUUGAAGACAUAGGAAGAAUCAGAAUAAUUUAUAUUAUAUUUUUAGAGUUAAUUUAUCUGAACAGAGCAAUAGUACGGGGCGUGUACAUGUUCGUUGGAAAAAAGAAAGAGGCAGCGAACCAGAAGUAGAGUAAAGCCAUCGAAGGCAGGAAAGGUUAAUACAAUAUCGCGAAGGCAAGAAGUUCUCUUACAAGCGCAAUAAUCCAGCAAUUUAAUGCAAAAACUGGUGCGUUGCGCUUAAGUGCAAGUAAGGAGCGGUAAUGGAAAAAGAAUACGGAGGCUAAAAGAGAAGGUUAGAACCAAAAGCCAAGUUAGAAAGCAAAUAUUCGUAGAGAAAAAUGUGAAAACAUAAAAAAGCGCAAAAUACUUAAAGGAAGUGUAGAACAAGUGUAAGUCAAUGAAAAACAGACCCAAAAAAAACAAACAAAACGUAAGACCCAUUUAUGAGUGGCAUUUAGAACAAAAAAGGUUCAUUCAGAGAAGGAACACAAAACAGAGGCGAAGAAAGUUAAAGCAAAACCAGUGGUUUAGUAAUGUUGUGGAUCAAUUUUGUAACCCUCGUGUUUGGU
Messenger RNA from Anopheles moucheti, 7481 nucleotides. Its product is annotated as poly(A) RNA polymerase gld-2 homolog B. Gene Ontology annotation, cellular component: cytosol. The coding region runs from base 778 to 5538 and encodes 1586 amino acids. Gene Ontology annotation, molecular function: poly(A) RNA polymerase activity. Lineage: Eukaryota; Metazoa; Arthropoda; Insecta; Diptera; Culicidae. The transcript has 8 exons. The record is from RefSeq and is a predicted model, not a curated record.